Molecule: messenger RNA, 816 nt
Organism: Symbiodinium natans
Lineage: Eukaryota; Dinophyceae; Suessiales; Symbiodiniaceae
Source: the annotation of a GenBank genome assembly
AUGUUCUGGUUAUGUGCCGCGGCGAGCGGCCUGGAUGUUGGAGAGGAGGUCAUGGCUGAAAGCGCUGAAGCUGAAGAUGCUGAAGCCGAUCAGAGGCCGCGGGAUGCUCCAUGCGCCGAUCUCAAGACUGCCGUGAUAGCGGCGCGAAAUCCUCCGACCCCUCAUGUGAAGCUGAGGAGAGCUGUGAGCAAGCCUCAGACCAAGUCGGACACGGUCCUGCCAGGUACUGCGCACCCUGGCUAUGUCCAGCACGUCCAGGAAGACACGGUGGAGGACAGCACCAGAAUCGAGAGAAGGUCGUCCCGAAGAAAGACUGAACCGACCGCGUUCGAGCUGAAGAACACUUCUCAAGAGGCCAGGACCGAGCCCCUGCUUCACUCGGUGGCCCCCGCCUCGUUCCAGCUGGGGGCUGCAACCAUGGAGGCCCCACUCAGUUGUCAAGAGGACAGCAUCAGAAUCGAGAGAAGGUCGUCCCGAAGGAAGACUGAACCGACCGCAUUCGAGCUGAAGAACAACUUUCGAGAGGUUGAAGCUGGGAGCUGCCUGUCUUUGACUUUUCGGCGCCUGGACAAGAGGGAAGUGACCGUCCACUUCACUCAUCGGCCCAUCUACGUGCGAUUCUCAAAGGACUGGCCGUUCAAAGUGGAGGCCGUUGGCAGGGAAUAUGACGGCAGCACCAAACUCGAGGAGAAGUGGACUUUGACGCAUAUCGACGACAAGCCGAUCGAGCGUGCCCACACAAAAGCGGCGAUGCAGGUAGCGCAAGCCCUGCGGCGCCUCCCAUGGAGACCAGGAGUCGCGCACCAUGACGACUGA